AUGAUGUUCUUGGCCCUCAUGUUCGCUGUUAUGGUCACCAUUACGCUGGUUCUGCUGAUCAUUGAGGGCCUCCUCCUUGAGAGCGAUUCCACCACAUUUGACAUCCUCUGGAUUGUCCUCUUCACCCACAGACGCAUGGCAAUUGGAGGAAGUGGAAUUGGCCAAGGCGAGGUUGCUGCCAUGGAGGAUACACCGGGAGGAGAUGACGGAGAACAGGACAUAGGUUCACUACCAGUUUCAAACCUUCAGGCAUUGACAAAUAUGGUGUCCCUACCAUCAGAGAACUUGGCGCGCAGUCACAGUACAAUGUACAUGUGCACAGAGAGCUCCGAUGAUUUAUUGUCAUCAUUCAACUCUGCAAUAGCUCAAACCCCGCUGGAUAAACUCCGCCGAGAUGUUGCUGAUUAUGAAAAGGACCUCAAUACGUUAUUGGUCACUGACCUUUUCAUGAAUCCCCGUAAAGUGCCCUUGACAAGUGCGAGUGUGCCUACAGUCGUUCAUGGACCGGAACAAAGUGUCAUGAACAUGUUCGCGGCUCGCCCAUUCCCUGACCGGCCGACGAUCCCUGGUGAUGACGAAGAGCAAAUUAGGGCACCCUCAAUGGAGCGGCCAACAAACCCAAUGUUUCAGGACUCGUUAUCCUCAGAUGGAUCGAUUAUGGGUAUGCCUGUGCCCUUACCCUCCUUGCUUCCGAAUGUCUUCCAGCAACUCGGAAACAAUGGUCAGGGGGUGGAGGAAACGGUCGUGGCUCAGCGAUUGGAGAGGCCAUUGAACCCAGUCCUUUGGUCAACAUCUGAGGUGCUGGCGGUGAUGACUGUUUGUCGGCUCGCACUUCCAAGGCCAUCUCGGAUGAAAGCACCCUCUCAGCAAAAAGCGAUAAUUUCCAUCGACCCGGUUCAGAUGACUGGACCAUUGCGCAUCCCCAAGCCGACGUCCUCUCACAUUCCGAUCCCUGGGAGGGUGCAGCGACCAGGGAAAGCUUUACCACCAUCCAUCCCCUCGCUGUAUCCAAACCAGCGAACCGCCAUACCCUGCCGUUCCCCCUUCAUUGCACCUACUACAUGCCAGCAGGACAAAAGCGGAACUGCUGCCCGCCGAGCACAUCGCUAUAUCCCUAGUUCCAAAAAUCCUUGA
Desarmillaria tabescens is the source of this 1134-nucleotide messenger RNA. RefSeq lists its product as uncharacterized. The transcript has 8 exons. Bases 1 to 1134 code for a protein of 377 amino acids. NCBI's taxonomy places the organism in Eukaryota, Fungi, Basidiomycota, Agaricomycetes, Agaricales, Physalacriaceae. The record is from RefSeq and is a predicted model, not a curated record.